AAAUGAUAAAUCUACUUAGACAAUAACCACACCAAAAUUUACAAGAUAAUUUGAAAAAAUAAACACUAAGAUUUUUAUUUUGGCGCAUUAUAUUUUUAUAAUAACAAUAUAUAUGUAAAGUCACAUAAAAGUAUUUAUUCUCUCACAAAGUCUUACGGUAUUUAGAACAGUACCAAAUCGAUUCUCUUCAUCUUCCUCUUCAUAAUAUGCCAUUGUUGAUGUCUCUGUGUCUUAUCGCAUAACACUCACGCUAACUUAUUAUUCUCCAUCUCUCUUUCUCUCUGAAAGGACAUCUUAAAAAAAAAAUGGCGUUGAGACUUUUGAAGACUCAUCUUCUGUUUUUGCAUCUGUAUCUAUUUUUCUCACUAUGUUUCGCUAACACUGACAUGGAAGUUCUCCUCAAUCUCAAAUCCUCUAUGAUUGGUCCUAAUGGCACCGGUCUCCACGACUGGAUUCCUUCCUCUUCUCCGGCAGCUCACUGUUCUUUCUCCGGUGUUUCAUGUGACGGCGAUGCUCGUGUUAUCUCUCUCAACGUCUCCUUUACUCCUUUGUUUGGUACUAUCUCACCGGAGAUUGGGAUGUUGAAUCGUUUGGUGAAUCUAACUUUAGCUGCCAAUAAUUUCUCCGGUGCAUUACCAUUGGAGAUGAAGAGUCUAACUUCUCUCAAGGUUUUGAAUAUCUCCAACAAUGGAAACCUUAAUGGAAGCUUCCCUGGAGAGAUUGUUAAAGCUAUGGUUGAUCUUGAAGUUCUUGACGCUUAUAACAACGGUUUCACCGGUACGUUACCACCGGAGAUUCCAGAGCUUAAGAAGCUCAAACACCUCUCCCUCGGUGGGAAUUUCUUCAACGGAGAGAUUCCAGAGAGUUACGGAGAUAUCCAAAGCUUAGAGUAUCUUGGUCUCAACGGCGCUGGAAUCUCCGGUAAAUCUCCGGCGUUUCUAUCUCGGCUCAAGAACCUAAAGGAAAUGUAUAUAGGCUACUACAACAGCUACACCGGCGGUAUUCCACCGGAGUUCGGCGGUUUAACAAAGCUUGAGAUACUCGACAUGGCUAGUUGUACUCUCACCGGAGAGAUUCCGACGAGUUUAAGUAAUCUGAAACAUUUACAUACUCUGUUUCUUCAUGUCAACAACUUAACCGGUCAUAUACCACCGGAGCUUUCCGGUUUAGUCAGCUUGAAAUCUCUCGAUUUGUCAAUCAACCAGUUAACCGGAGAAAUUCCUCAAAGCUUCAUCGAUCUCGGAAACAUCACUCUAAUCAAUCUCUUCCGGAACAAUCUCUACGGACAAAUACCAGACUGCAUCGGAGAAUUACCAAAGCUCGAAGUCUUUGAAGUGUGGGAGAACAACUUCACGUUACAAUUACCGGCGAAUCUUGGCCGGAACGGGAAUCUGAUAAAGCUCGAUGUAUCUCAUAAUCAUCUCACCGGACUUAUCCCCAUGGAUUUGUGCAGAGGUGAGAAAUUGGAGAUGUUGAUUCUCACUAAUAACUUCUUCUUUGGUCCGAUUCCAGAAGAGCUUGGUAAAUGCAAGUCGCUAAACAAAAUCAGAAUCGUUAAGAAUCUUCUCAACGGAACUGUUCCGGCUGGGCUUUUCAAUCUACCGUUAGUUACGAUGAUCGAACUCACUGAUAAUUUCUUCUCCGGUGAACUUCCGGCAACGAUGUCCGGCGAUGUUCUCGAUCAGAUUUACCUCUCAAACAACUGGUUUUCCGGCGAGAUUCCACCUGCAAUCGGUAAUUUCCCCAAUUUACAGACUCUGUUCUUAGAUCGGAACCGAUUUCGCGGGAAUUUACCGAGAGAAAUCUUCGAAUUGAAGCAUUUAUCGAAGAUCAACACAAGUGCCAACAACAUCACCGGCGUUAUUCCAGAUUCAAUCUCUCGCUGCACUACUUUGAUCUCCGUCGAUCUCAGCCGUAACCGAAUCACCGGAGAAAUCCCUGAAGAUAUCAACAACGUGAUUAACUUAGGAACUCUUAAUCUCUCCGGCAACCAACUCACCGGUUCAAUCCCUACCAGAAUCGGAAACAUGACCAGUUUAACAACUCUCGAUCUCUCUUUCAACGAUCUCUCCGGAAGAGUACCACUCGGUGGUCAAUUCAUGGUGUUCAACGAAACUUCCUUCGCCGGAAACACUUACCUCUGUCUCCCUCACCGCGUCUCAUGUCCAACACGGCCAGGACAAACCUCCGAUCACAACCACACGGCGUUAUUCUCACCGUCGAGGAUUGUACUCACGGUUAUCGCAGCGAUCACAGCUUUGAUCUUAAUCAGUGUAGCGAUUCGUCAGAUGAAGAAGAAGAAGAACCAGAAAUCUCUCGCCUGGAAACUAACCGCCUUCCAGAAACUAGAUUUCAAAUCCGAAGACGUUCUCGAGUGUCUUAAAGAAGAGAACAUAAUCGGCAAAGGCGGAGCCGGAAUCGUCUACCGUGGAUCCAUGCCAAACAACGUAGACGUCGCGAUCAAACGACUCGUUGGCCGUGGAACCGGGAGGAGCGAUCAUGGAUUCACGGCGGAGAUUCAAACUUUGGGAAGAAUCCGCCACCGUCACAUAGUGAGACUUCUUGGUUACGUAGCGAACAAGGAUACGAAUCUUCUUCUCUAUGAGUACAUGCCUAACGGAAGCCUUGGAGAGCUUUUGCAUGGAUCUAAAGGAGGUCAUCUUCAAUGGGAGACGAGACAUAGAGUAGCCGUGGAAGCUGCAAAGGGCUUGUGUUAUCUUCAUCAUGACUGUUCACCAUUGAUCUUGCAUAGAGAUGUUAAGUCCAAUAACAUUCUUUUGGACUCUGAUUUUGAAGCCCAUGUUGCUGAUUUUGGGCUUGCUAAGUUCUUAGUGGAUGGUGCUGCUUCUGAGUGUAUGUCUUCAAUUGCUGGAUCUUAUGGAUACAUCGCCCCAGAGUAUGCAUAUACCUUGAAAGUGGACGAGAAGAGUGAUGUGUAUAGUUUCGGAGUGGUUUUGUUGGAGUUAAUAGCUGGGAAGAAACCUGUUGGUGAAUUUGGAGAAGGAGUGGAUAUAGUUAGGUGGGUGAGGAACACGGAAGAGGAGAUAACUCAGCCGUCGGAUGCUGCUAUUGUUGUUGCGAUCGUUGACCCGAGGUUGACUGGUUACCCAUUGACCAGUGUGAUUCAUGUGUUCAAGAUAGCAAUGAUGUGUGUGGAGGAUGAAGCUGCGGCAAGGCCUACGAUGAGGGAAGUCGUGCACAUGCUCACUAACCCUCCUAAAUCCGUGGCUAACUUGAUCGCGUUCUGACCAAAGCAAAAGAUAAAAUGAAAAUAAGAUGUGUAAUGUGGUGAUAAUUUUUUUGGGUGUUCCUAUUUAUGGUUUCAAAUACUUUCGGGUUGUAUAUUUGCUGUGUUUCAAUUUGUAUAUUACCUCUUAUGUGUUCUUAUCUUCUCGAGUAUGAGAGAGAUGUAAUCAAUAUGCUUAUUGCUAAUGGCUUUAAACUUUAGCUAAUUCUCCUUUCAGAGUGUAUAAAAUAAAAAGAAUGUGAGAGCUUUGAC
This is a messenger RNA of Arabidopsis lyrata subsp. lyrata, 3499 nucleotides long. RefSeq names its product receptor protein kinase CLAVATA1. Gene Ontology annotation, biological process: protein phosphorylation. Bases 306 to 3248 code for a protein of 980 amino acids. Lineage: Eukaryota; Viridiplantae; Streptophyta; Magnoliopsida; Brassicales; Brassicaceae. Gene Ontology annotation, molecular function: protein kinase activity; receptor serine/threonine kinase binding; ATP binding. The record is from RefSeq and is a predicted model, not a curated record. The transcript is spliced from 2 exons.